CUCGUUCUCGUGUUCUUCGGCCAAAAAUCUAAAACUUUAAUUUUCACCCAUUUUAUAAAAACACAACACACGCAUCUAAUUCCACCGGAAUUCUCUUCUUCCGGCAAUUUUCUCUCUCCUCCACGCCGCCCUCACUUUCUCUCUCCUCCAGAUUUUCCCGCAAUUUCCAAAGAUCUACUUCUCCACUCAACCCUAAAUCCUCUCUCCUCCAUUUUCAAUUCAAUUUCAAACCUCAAUUUCAACUCAAUUUCUUCACAGUAAACUUCAAUUCAAUUCAAUUCAAUUCAUCCUCCAUUGAUCGAUUCAUUCUAGAGAGAGAAAGUAAUGGAUCGGAGACGAGCGUUGAGUCCGGUGUACACCCGACAGUGGAGCAGCAACUCGACAAACUCAAGCAGCACCGACUCGUUGUCGCCGGCGAUGUCUCCGGCACACCCUAGCUCACGCCUCGGAAGCGGUUACUCGACUGUUAAACGAACUCAGAAUGUUGCCGCUAAAGCCGCUGCUCGCCGAUUAGCGCAGGUUAUGGCUACUCAAACUGCUACCGAUGAUGAUGAUGAUAACGAUGACGGUGAUGUUGAUCUUGGGUUACGGUUUGGUCCUCCGCCGUCUUUGGUUCCGCCUUCGAAGAAUUCUACUAAUGGGUUUUCCCGGCCUAGUAAUCGUGCUCCGUCUCCUGCGUUAGGUAGGAACUAUGUCGAUCACAACGCUCAUUCUGUACGUUCAACGUCAGCUGGAAGGCCAACUCGACAGCCUGCAGCGACACAACCUUCUAAAGUGGGGAUUAAAACCCCUGCUGCGAUACAACCGGUAGAACUUCCCACUUCCAAGACAAGAUCAUCAGACAAAAGGUUUCCAGAUUUUGGUCAUCUCAAAUUGAGAGAUUCAGGAAGCGGACCAGAGGAUGCUGCUCUUCUCGAUGAAUUGGAUAUGCUACAACAAGAGAAUGAAAAUGUUCUUGAACAGCUUCGAGAAGCCGAGAGAAAACGUGAAGAAUCCGAGGCCAGAGCAAGAGAACUUGAAAGACAGGUUGCAUCGAUGGGAGAAGGUUUAUCUCUGGAAGCUAAAAUGUUGAGCAGGAAGGAAGCAGCACUACGUCAAAGAGAGGCUGCCCUUGCAGCUGCAAAACAACGCAGGGAAGGCAAAGCAGAAAUGGAGACUUUGCAUUCAGAAAUUGAGAACCUAAGAAUGGAGGCUGCUGCAACAAUGGAAAAGCUUGAAGAAGCUGAGUCUGAGGCAAAAGCGAUGCGUACCAUGACUAAGAGAAUGGUUUUGACCCAGGAAGAGAUGGAGGAAGUUGUUCUUAAAAGGUGCUGGCUUGCUCGUUACUGGGGCUUGGCUGUGCAGUAUGGCAUUUGUGCCGAUAUAGCUGGGUCCAAGUAUGAACAUUGGUCUAGAUUUGCUCCUCUUCCAUUUGAAGUUGUCAUAUCUGCAGGACAGAAGGCUAAGGAGGAUUUUGUGAAUAGAGGUGAGAGUGAUUCAAGUAAAGGGAGCAAGUCUGGCAGAGAGACCAGUGAUCUUACUGGGGAGGGAAACAUUGAAACUAUGCUUUCAGUAGAAAUGGAUUUAAGGGAAAUGGCUUCCUUAAAGAUAGAGGAUGCAGUUGCAUUGGCAAUGGCACAAAAAAGACGCCCAAAUUUAGUCCGAGAUUUCAAAGUGGCUGGUGAUCCCAAGUUUAUGGAGUCAUUUGAAUUGAGUCAAGAGGAAACAGAUGAUGUGCUUUUCAAGGAGGCCUGGAUGACGUAUUUCUGGAAAAGAGCAAGAGAUCACCAGGUUGAGGAGGACAUUGCUGAAGAGAGACUUCAAUUAUGGACCAGCCGCAGCGGUCAGUCUCCAGCGUUGCAGGAUGCAGUCGAUGUUGAACGUGGUUUGAUUGAGUUAAGGAAACUUGGAUUAGAACAACAACUGUGGGAAACAUCUCGCAAAGAGAUGGAACAUCAUUCACCUUCAUCACAAGUUGCCAAUCACAAACAUGAUGCCGAAUCAGAGAAUUCUACAUAAUGGACUUUCUCCUGCUAUACUGCAUGGUAAACAAUACAAUUUUCAACCUUUCUCUUGUUUAGUUUAAAUGUUAUGGCUGGCAUUUUUUUCAGUUCACAGUUUAUUUUUUUAUACCUUUGAAAAACGAAAUGUAGAGGUUGGUGGCAUUGUGUACGUGCUUAGUCUCUUGAUAUCAUUGAACAAGAAAUCAAGAAUCCUUGUAAAGUUGGUGUGUAAUUAAAGUGCUUGUAUAAAAUCUUGCAAAUGCAGUAAUUUUUGAAAUUUAUAGAAUUGCAGUUAUAUUUACUGUGUUUUUACUUGUACAA
Chenopodium quinoa (quinoa) is the source of this 2303-nucleotide messenger RNA. RefSeq names its product coiled-coil domain-containing protein SCD2-like. NCBI's taxonomy places the organism in Eukaryota, Viridiplantae, Streptophyta, Magnoliopsida, Caryophyllales, Amaranthaceae. Gene Ontology annotation, biological process: cytokinesis by cell plate formation. The transcript is spliced from 17 exons. Bases 325 to 1998 code for a protein of 557 amino acids. The record is from RefSeq and is a predicted model, not a curated record.